Messenger RNA from Leishmania braziliensis MHOM/BR/75/M2904, 3939 nucleotides. RefSeq lists its product as hypothetical. NCBI's taxonomy places the organism in Eukaryota, Euglenozoa, Kinetoplastea, Trypanosomatida, Trypanosomatidae. The record is from RefSeq and is a predicted model, not a curated record. Bases 1 to 3939 code for a protein of 1312 amino acids. The transcript has a single exon.
AUGAAGAGUGGACAGGGCGUGAAGAAAGGCACUUCGGAUGCAAAGGAGAAGCUGGAGAAUCAUCGUGGCAAUGCAUUAGUGCGUAAUAGCACGUCUUCCAAGGAGAAGGAAGCUCAGGUGGAGGAGUCGUGGAGCGUGGUGCGUGCAUCGAAGUCUAGCACCCUGUCCCAGUUUGCUGCCUCGGAGCACGUGGUGCAUGCGGCGAAGGGAUCAGCGCAGGCCGCUUUCACACCCGCAGAGACUCCGGUCGCUCCCCACUCGUGCACCCCGACACCCGUUAUGGCACCACCUACUGCCUCUGAUGCGAGGACAAACGAUGAGGAGGACCAGAUGAGCAUUCCUACUCCCUCCAUUCGAACAAUAAGGCUGUCCACGUCGCCAAAGGCGGAAAGAUCUCCCGCGGCUGCCGAAAGCACAGCGCGAUCCCGAAUGGCGGCUGGACUGUCUCCCACGUCUAUGGACUCUAUCCCGUUCUCGUGGUCGGACAGCACCAAAACUGGCACGUCCAUUGAGUUUGCCAUGGAUGGCGCAUCUUCUGAGGACACCAUAAGCGUUCAAGUCUCACCGCGCCGUUGUCCGCCCUGUGCUGUGGAGAAUGGCGCGUCCGGGGACAUUGAUGCGCAAAGACUGCCUGGGAAACACGAUGACGUUGGCCACCACGCCGCUGCCGUUUCCGACCGCAGGAGCGAGUCGUCUCUUGAGCUCUGCGUCGGGGACGAUACACUCGAGAAGAAGGCACUGACACCGUCAGUUGUGGCGGCGGGGGAUGAUGAAAAGCGGCAGAAAGAGGGCGAACGGUUGAAGGCGUCCAAGCAGACUGCGCCAGGGUCAUCUAAGCAGGCCCCGUCGAGCACCCAAAGGGAGGCGUCUCGCAAGCGUGCGGGAAGUGUCGGCAAAGCUACGCGACACGGCGCGUAUGCUGUGUCAUCGGCAGACCCUAAAGCGAAGAGCAGUUAUGCGGACAUCGGAGCCAAAGCUGCCAUGCUGUCACAAGUGAAUUCUCUCCUUGCCACAAGAGAUCAGCCCAAAACGUCUGGUGCUUCGAAGCAAAAGGGAAAGGCGCCUCGAGGGGAGCAGCGAUCUACGUUUUCCUCCAGAGGUCAUGAUUUGGUCGACUCUGCGUUGCUAUCCUCUCACAGUAGCAGCGAGGGCAGUCUCUGUCACCGCAGGUCUUGCGGCUCUGUGAACUCCAUAGGCGAGGAGAGCGCCGAGUGCCUUCCAAAUCGCCAAGGCCAUAGCGGCCGUGGGUCUCGUCUCACCCCGGUCAGAUACAACGAGGAAUAUGAUGACGAUCAGCAAUCAGUCAGUACAACGGAGCGAGUACGGGAGUUCAACGCACCACGUAGUUGCCGAGACGUCAACGUGGGCACCAUCGUGAGGGGCCGUAGCGGUGGCAUGUUCAGUGGAGUGGCGAAUGAGCGAUCAUGGCGGACGCCCUCUGCCCCAUGGGGGGCAUAUCACUACAGAGAUCAAGGGCUAUGGGGGAGCAGGCACUGUCAUUCGUUGUCACAGUCACCGGUGCGGCGCCAUGGUUCGCGGUACAUGGCCGUCGGAAGCUUGGACGGCGCCGCGCUGGUGCAAGAGUGCCUAAUAGAGUUGCAGAGCUACGGCCGCGAGAGGAGUUUUGACUCGAAACGGCCACGCCGCUGGCGGCAUAGUGAUGAGGUGACGCAGCGGCGCUCUCCUAUCAAAGACGUCUGUGACGGUGAAAGGGAGCGAUGCUUGUCGCAGCACGGAAGAGCCUCAGCCUCUUCCAGGGUUUCACCAGUUGGCCGUAACAGAAGGUACAGCGAGGACAGCGAUGUGCUGGACGACGAGCACCGAAUGCAUUCACACCGGAGCCUCUCGGACGAGGCAUCCCCACGGCAUCGGUGGCGCCUCCGCUGUGACAGCGAAGCCAGGCGACCGCCGCCUUUGUGCGCCGAUCCCGCGCGUUUUCACCACAUCUCGUUCUCUAGUUCCUACACAGAUAACGACGCGUACGCUACAGCCGCUGUCACUGGUGCUGAGCGAUCCUGUUCACGCUCGGAGCGGCGCCGCAGUGGAAGAAACCGCGGGGAUGUGAAGGACCAAUACGGCUCUGCGGCUGGGCAACGUGUGCGCUUUGCUGUUACUUCUUCCUUGAUAGGCGGUGAUACUGAGAAGAAAGAGGAACUACUUGAGUCUUCCCACUUCAAUGAAGGCAGAAGGAGUAAUAGUCGCUACCGCGAAGAGGCUGGGCGGUCUCCUCGCUCAAAGGCGCGUCACACCCGUAGCAAAUCAGCGCAAGCAACUGGCGAUGGGGAGCAUCUGCGAUACGACUGCGAAGAUCGUCGAGGGUCAAGGGUACGAGGAGGUGGAUGGGUGGACCGCUGCGAUGGCGCUGGAGCCUAUGAUAACCGCCGUUGCGGCUCUGCAUUAGACUAUGGUGACGCCGACUCAGAUGCGUCACGGAGACACAACUCGCCCGACGGCGAUGGGUGUGGUGGCUUGGGGCGCUCACAGAGCUACCGUACUCCACCCGUGGCGGCUUCGCCGGCGCGUAAGAGCCCACUCCGUUCUCGCUGUGGCAUGUAUCCUCUAGAUUUGGCUGUGGGUGUACAGCCAGGCCGAACGCGGUAUAAAUCGCUCACGUCUCCCGUAUCCUCACCAGUUCGCGGGCGCCAAGCCUUGAGCGCGGCAAGCGUCAAGAGGACAACGCCGCUUCAGCGAGCGUCUCAGAGCCGUGUGUCAUCCACGACAUCUGCCCAACUCUCGGAGAAAGAGCUGCUUGCCGAGGUGGAGUCGAAACUGGGUGCGCUGGAGCAGCAGAUCGCCGAUGACGACGCAGAGAGGGAGCACGCAAUGAGGCGUAGUCCGUUUGAGCGACUCUACCACCUCAACAACCGCCGCGAGCGUGACGAGCGACGCAAUAAGGUGUUCCAGCUGAACCUCCUUGAACGGAUUCGUGAGCGAAUCCUCUCCGGCUCGCUGGAGGAGGAGAUCGCCCGGAAAGAGGAGCGGCUACGAAAGCAGAAGGAGAUGCUGACGAGUCCGGACGGGGUGUUUGUGCGUCUGUACCAGAACGCAAGUCCGUGCCGCUCUUCAACGAACAUCGCCGCCGCCGCCGAGGACAGCGGUUCCAAGAGUGCCCAAGAUGGCAACGGUGGUAGUCGUGCCAACGUCAACACAACCGGCGUGUCCAGUCGGCCGGCGUCUACGACACGUAGUCGCAUGAGCAAGACAGAGUCACAGGCGCUGAGCAACCGCCUGUACGCAAGUGCCACUGCUACGAAGCAGAAAAAGGAGGACAUGGCGAAACGAUUUGUGGAGGAGCGCCGACAUCGAGAGGUGGAAGAGUUGCUGAUCGCGCGUUUGGCGGGGAAAAUUCAGCUCGAUCGAACUCGCGAGCGUGCCUCAGCAAAUAGGCGGCUACAGACACCAGCUCAGUUGGAAGAAGAAGCCCGCACACAGCUGAAAAAACUGCGCGAGGAGGACCCAAAUGGCUACGAGAAGAAGCUGCUGCGAGGCCCAGUGCUGUCGCAAGAGGAGUGGGAUAUGCAGGCUGCACGGCUCUGGAAGCAUGGGUACGUCUCGAAGGAGAAACUGGAAGCUCAAAGGAAAGUGUUGGAACUGAAGAGCUGCACGUUUCAUCCCCUAAUCAAGACGCUCCCAGGCUCCGAAGCCGUUGCUAAGCGUGACCACACGCACGGUAACGGUAGCAAAGGCAAGAAUAGUGACGAACGCUCGUAUGGCAGUGCCGACGGUGCGCAGGACCACUGCAAGGCGGACCGGUGCAUGGAGCUGUACCACAGAGGAAUGCAAGCCAAGGAGCGUGGCGAGGCGCUGCGCGACGAGCACGACCGUGAGGCUCGCCUCCGGAUCCUUCGCAGCCGAAUGGCAUGCGACCACCAUUUUCGGCGCCGGGUUGAGCUUGACCCAUCCCUCGCCGAGCGCUUCAUAAAGUCGUUGGUUGUGUAG